Molecule: messenger RNA, 2191 nt
Organism: Zophobas morio
Lineage: Eukaryota; Metazoa; Arthropoda; Insecta; Coleoptera; Tenebrionidae
Exons: 17
Coding region: 29-2137 (702 amino acids)
Cellular component (GO): cytoplasm
Source: RefSeq, a predicted model, not a curated record
UCCUGGUGGGAACCUCUAAAGCAAAAAAAUGGUGGCUCUUCUUGCACGAGCCGAUUUUAAAUACCUUUUAAAGUUUGGUAGGCGCCAAGAGGAAGAACUGAGCACAUCCAAAAAGUCCUGUGAUUGCCUAGACGUAGCGCUGCACACCUAUAUAGAGAAUGUUAACUUUAUUGGAUGCUCAAAUUCUAAAGUUUUUAAAGAAAAAUUUGAAGACUGUGUUCAGCGCCUCGAGUUAAUCCCGCUUAAGGGUGAGGAGAUCGAUACCUUUGCGCUACCAGUUGCAAAGGAGCUCCUUCGCUGGCUGAGAAGCAAAGCGUUUGAAGCAAAGUAUAACUCCUCCAACUUUUUGGUUGAAUUCUUCGUAGCGGAAGACUCCAGAGACGGUGCGCUCAUCUGUUCAUUCCUUGAAGACUUUAAAUCGAAAAAACACAUGAGAGACUCAAGGGAAGGCGAAUCGAGUAAGCCUGUUUUCAACACGUACGACAGCAACAUUGAGGGAAGUAGCAGUGGAAAGAAAGCCAUCCACCUCUACGAGAGCGGCGGCAGCAGUAAUCUUUCAAAUACACGGGACGUCGAAGCUCCUCUUCUUGCAAGAGUCCAAAGCCACUCCGAAUGCAUGAAACGAUUGCCGUCAUACUUAAUAGUAGACACAAAGCGGCAGUGGCAUUCCCUUGGCAGCUUUCUGACCGAGCAGACCCCUAAUAUAUACCACUCUGCCACGGAGCUGGCGGGUCGUCCAUUUGAGAAAUUUUACCAAUACCUCAUCUGCAGCUCUGCGGGGAGGCGCUCCCUGUUGUUUCAGGAGGUCAUGACGCAGUGCGCCACCACACUUCUGGACAUGUUUCCUUUAAAAGAGUCGACAAACAGUGCGCUUCACUGGUGGCUUAAACUUUAUGAAACGUGGAAGGAGUAUUUUGUUUUUGUGCCCACUGUUAUAGAAAGCAGUGGCAAGAUUUUUGGUGCGUUUUCAAAGAAGCCGGGUUAUCAAUAUUUGCUGGAUGAUAUCUCACGCAUAAUUAAAAUGCAACUGGAUUUCUGUUUUGAAUCAUUAAAAAUUUCAGAAAAAAAUCUUCCCUGGUUCCUCUACGCACGCACUCACUUACUUUUUGCCACCGUUAAUACUAUAGGUACAACCUACCUGCUCAAGGGGAAGCACACCCGGUCCAUUGUAAUUUCCAAGGCUGAUCUCAUUAUUAACUUUUUGAACUCCAUAUUUAACAUGGUUGACCUAUCAACCCAUGCCAACUUAUUACAAAAAUGCAUCGAUUUUGUCUUUCGCUUGAGUGGAGUCCUUCUGCGCUUGAAAAAAAAGGAGACGAGCGUCCUUCAAGACCUCUGGCUAGCCACAGUGGCGUUGACAAAAAGAAAGGACCUUCCGAGCAUGAUACUCUGCUACUUUUUAAACGGUUUACAAAAACACUACGGAGGCCUUCUGGCUCAUUCCGCGCACAAGUUUCCUUUUCAACUCAUGUUUGACUCGUUUGAAAAUUUAAGCAGUAGCGAAAAGGGCAGCGUAGCUGGUGCCUUGCCGGUGUCUUGCGUGCUAAUGAUUUACGCUGGAAUCGAUAGACAAAAUGAAAAAUUAAUGGAAGAAAAAGUCUUAUGUAUGCUGCGUUGUAUAACUCACGCCUGCGAGGCCAAUGCACAACUGUACUCACAAAUGUUGCCCUCGGUUUUAUGUGCAACUUUCCAACCGCAGCAAAUACUGUCGCUUACGAUGGAGGAGUUUAUUAGUUGUGGAGCGCACAAUGGAAUAUAUAUAAGCAAAAUUAUAUUUGAAGUCAUUCGACUCUUAAUAACAGACGGAAUUAACCUGGAAAACGACCAACUGGUUUGCAGUUCUAUAAUAAAUUCUCUUAAUAAUUGGGUCCUGCAGAAUCCGCGAUACGCACACAUCUGCUUAACAGUAUUAUUUUUAGCGGUUUCCAAUGAAAAGAGAUCAUACUUUAUCCUGAGCUACGUGAUAAAGUUCUUUGCAUUCCCCGAACUAUUUCCAAAGCAGCUUUUCCACGCUCUUACUAUGGACUUCUAUAAAACGAAGAUGCUUGAGGCCGCUGAUCGCAAACUAUUAGUAAAAACGUUCAAAAGUGCUAAUUUGUCAAUGUAUGCCGAAGUUGCUGCGAUAUGCGAAUCAUGACAAGUAAUGCAAGAGCUCUACUUUAUUUUUAAUAAAAAAAUUCGUUUUUUAAAA